AGUUGUGAAAACCAGCAAAAAAACAUACAAAAUGAAGAGUGAAACUGUAGCAAUAACGCCAAACGCCAAUUCCACACCUACGCCAACAUCUCCAAGCGAAAUACAAACAACAACCAAAGACACGACAGCAACACGCCCAAAACUUGAAGGUUAUGAGUUUUACCGCAAAGUCCUUGGAUCACCUCAAUAUGUGGUGGCGCCCAUGGUGGAUCAAAGUGAAUUGGCUUGGCGUAUGUUUUGCCGCAAAUAUGGCGCCCAAUUGUGCUACUCACCCAUGUUUCACAGCAAUUUGUUUGCCAAGGAUCCCAAAUAUCGCAAGGAUGCAUUACAAACAUGCGCCGAUGAUCGACCAUUAAUCAUGCAGUUCUGUGGCAACGAUGCGCCGACGCUGCUGGAGGCCGCACUUUUAGCACAGGACUAUUGUGAUGCUGUUGACAUCAACUUAGGUUGCCCCCAGGCGAUUGCUAAGCGCGGCCAUUACGGCGCAUUUUUGCAAGACGAGUGGGAGUUAUUGGCUGAAAUCGUACACACACUGCACACGAAACUCGCUGUGCCGGUCACAUGUAAAAUUCGUGUUUUCGAAGAUCGGCAACGUACAAUUGCGUAUGCAAAAAUGCUAGAAGCUGCGGGUUGUCAGCUACUUACAGUGCAUGGGCGUACGCGCGAGCAAAAGGGACCGCUGACAGGUGUCGCCGAUUGGAGUUACAUCAAGGAAGUGAGACAAAAUAUAAAAAUUCCCAUGUUCGCGAAUGGUAAUAUUCUUGGCUUGGAGGAUAUUAAACGUUGCAUGGCGGAAACGGGCGUGGAUGGCGUAAUGACCGCGGAAGGAAAUCUACAUAAUCCAGCCAUAUUCACUGGAGAGCCCGUAAAAACUUGGGACAUGGCAAAGGAGUAUUUAGAUUUUGUCCAGCAAUAUCCCUGCCCUACAUCCUAUAUACGUGGACACUUAUUCAAAAUUUUCCACCAUCUAAUGAACUUGCGUCCGAAUACCGAGUUGCGUGAAGAAUUGGCUGUAUCAAAUAAGCUGGACCACUUUCGUAUUGUUGUUGAGAAAAUUAAGUGCAAAUAUGAGCCCUACCAUGAAGGCAUGGCGGUGUAUGAUGCUGAGGAGGUGGAUCCCAGUGUUUUGGUCGUUGAACAAGGUUGGAAUUUAUCCUUGCCGCCGUGGCUUUGCCAACCCUACAUACGUGUGCCUCCCGAGACGCAUAAACAAAUUAUAGCUGAGAAAGUACGUCUCGCUGAAGACCGGCCGAAACGUCAGUUUUUCGACACCGACGGCAAUGAGAUAUCACGCAAGCGCAUGAAGAAGUUACGCCGUCGUCUGCGACGUCCCAAUAAAUCGGAGGGUAGACAUGAACGCAGCUUGGAAUGCUGUGAUCAGUGUGCCAACCCGGUUGGUAUUAAAUGUGAAUUCCGUUUGUGCCGCACUUGCUGUCGUGAAAAAUGCUAUACCGAAGAUCGCGAUUGUCCUGGACACGGCAUAUUGAUUAAAUCGCGCCGUGAGAAAGCUAAACAAUUUGAAGACCAGGAAGCGAACAAGCAUGACUCCGGCGUAUCUGAUGAUGUGGAAGAUGUGAGCGUUGGAUAUGGCGUCAAUGCAGAUACGAUAAUGGAUUCACACGACAUGGAGACAAAUACUGUACUCAGUGGGAAUAGUUGAUUUUUAAUUAUGAAACUGUACUUACAAUUAGCUAAUUUUGUUACAUACAUUUAUGUAGCUCAUUUAAAAAAAUUAAAUAUUUCUGUAAUAAAUAUUUCUCUA
Molecule: messenger RNA, 1762 nt
Organism: Ceratitis capitata (Mediterranean fruit fly)
Lineage: Eukaryota; Metazoa; Arthropoda; Insecta; Diptera; Tephritidae
Gene: Dus1
Product: tRNA-dihydrouridine(16/17) synthase [NAD(P)(+)]-like
Exons: 7
Coding region: 32-1660 (542 amino acids)
Biological process (GO): tRNA processing
Molecular function (GO): tRNA dihydrouridine synthase activity; flavin adenine dinucleotide binding
Source: RefSeq, a predicted model, not a curated record